AUGAGCUCACUGGUUCAGUCUCGACUUGAAACCAUAAACGCCGCACCUCGAGUAAUCGGCGCAUUUACUGCAUUCACAGUGGCAGGGACUUUGCUUCUCGGUUGGUUUUUUUCCUUGAGACUCUUCGAUGCCCUGAUGGACAAGUAUGGUCCAAAGCAGACGGAAACAACGGCUACCGAAAAGCAAGUGGUGGAAAUUUAA
Chondrus crispus (carragheen) is the source of this 201-nucleotide messenger RNA. RefSeq lists its product as hypothetical. Bases 1 to 201 code for a protein of 66 amino acids. The transcript has a single exon. NCBI's taxonomy places the organism in Eukaryota, Rhodophyta, Florideophyceae, Gigartinales, Gigartinaceae. The record is from RefSeq and is a predicted model, not a curated record.